Molecule: messenger RNA, 1270 nt
Organism: Durio zibethinus
Lineage: Eukaryota; Viridiplantae; Streptophyta; Magnoliopsida; Malvales; Malvaceae
Source: RefSeq, a predicted model, not a curated record
AUGACUUGAACCCAUGAUCACCGGGUCACACGGCAGCAACUUACUGAUUGCGCUAAGGCUUCCCUCCAUUUCUCUUGCCUUUGUUACUCAUCAAUUAUGUUUUCUUCUUCUCCUUUUCCAGUUAACUACUCGUUCUUGGUAUUUUCUUUUACUUUUUCCCUAUACAUUUCCCAAUUACCAAAGAUCCAUUUACUUCUUGCAGAGAAGCUUCUCCGAUUGGUUUUUGUCUAAAGGUGGUGCACGCAUGAGUAUCCAGAGAAUGUGGGAUCCGGUUGCUUAUGCCUUAGGUUUCAUUGACUGUGAUAACAUCAGUGCUCGUUGUAUGCUCACUAUUUUCUCACUGUUUGCCACUAAGACCGACGCUUCCCUUCUGCGUAUGCUGAAGGGUUCUCCGGAUGUUGACUUGAGUGGCCCCAUCAGAAACUAUAUAACAGAAAGAGCAAACAGGUUCCAUAUGAGGUGGGGAUGCAGAGAGGUACUUUACGAUAAAUCCGCCGAUGGAGAGACAUAUGUCACAGGGCUUGCCAUGUCUAGAGCUACUAACAAGAAACUUGUAAAAGCUGAUGCUUACGUUGCUGCAUGUGGUGUCCCUGGAAUAAAGAGGAUACUUCCAUUCCAGUGGAGGGAAUCACAGUUUUUUAAUAACAUUUACCAGCUCGUAGGAGUACCAGCUGUGACUGUGCAACUUAGAUACAAUGGCUGGGUCACUGAGUUACAGGAUCUGGAGCAGUCAAGGCAAUUGAGGCUAGCUAUAGGCCUUGAUAAUCUUCUGUAUACGCCGGAUGCGGAUUUCUCCUGCUUUGCAGACCUAGCCCUUACUUCUCCUGAAGAUGACUACAUUGAGGGACAAGGUUCAUUGCUCCAAUAUGUCUUGACACCAGGUGACCCUUACAUGCCAUUGCCAAACAAUGAAAUCAUAAAAAGAGUAGCAAAGCACGUUUUGGCUCUAUUCCCAUCAUCCCGAGGUUUAGAAGUUACUUGGUCAUCUGUUGUCAAAAUCGGGCAAUCUCUAUACCGUGAAGGACCUGGUAAAGAUCCAUUCAGACCUGAUCAGAAGACACCCAUAAAGAACUUCUUUCUUGCUGGAUCUUACACAAAGCUGGAUUAUAUAGAUAGUACGGAAGGAGCAACUUUGUCCGGCAGGCAAGCAUCAGCCUACAUAGGUGAUGCCGGGGAGGAUUUGGUGGCGCUGCGGAAGAAGCUUGCUGCGAUUGGAUAUCAGGAACAGAUGGAAACUUCAAGUGCUCCUGAUGAGUCAAGUCUUGUAUAA